CGGAAGUAGUCGGGGAGGGCCGCGCAGUCGGACCGGCUGCUGAGACGAACGCUUCACUGGGGCAGUCUCCGCAUAUCAUGGGGAGAUAGACGCUGCUGCCUGUGAGUCUUGGGCCCUGGCAGUUGAGGAACAAGAGCGGGAGGAGGGAGUCAGGACCCAGACCUACAGUGGGUCAGUGUUCGAAGGACCAGGUUGUGGACGAGACGGGGCUGUGAGGAUUCAGGCUCUUGGGAAGGGACUGACUGAGAGGAUCAGGCUCGGAGAAGACGCGACUGUGGGGACCCGGGCUCCAAGACGGGACUUAGGGAACGGGGACGGAUGCUAGUUCUCCGGCAUCUGAGGGAAAGUGGUCUGAGAGGAGCAGGAUUAUGAGGACCCGCACUCCUACGAGAAGAGGGUCAGAAAGGAACGGGGCGUGAAGACACGGGCUCCGGAGAGGUAGCUUUUGGAAAUGGCUGCCUCUCAUUUCACCGGGCUCACAGCUGUUGCUGAUGUAAUUAAAGAUCUAGACACUCAGAUAGCUUUAAUUGGCCUUGGUCCUCACAGCUCCAAAAAGAAACAGGAUCUCGAUAAGCUCUAUGAGCUGAAGUCCAAAGCUCGGCAGAUUAUGAACCAGUUUGGCCCCUCAGCCCUAAUCAACCUCUCCAAUUUCUCAUCCAUAAAACCGGAACCAGCCAGCACCCCUCCACAAGGCUCCAUGGCCAAUAGUACUACAGUGGUAAAGAUACCAGGCACUCCUGGGACAGGAGGUCGUCUUAGCCCUGAAAACAAUCAGGUAUUGACCAAGAAGAAAUUACAGGACUUAGUAAGAGAAGUGGAUCCUAAUGAGCAGUUGGAUGAAGAUGUGGAGGAGAUGCUGCUGCAGAUUGCUGAUGAUUUUAUCGAGAGUGUGGUGACAGCAGCCUGUCAGCUUGCGCGGCAUCGCAAGUCCAGCACCCUGGAGGUGAAGGAUGUCCAGCUGCAUUUAGAGCGCCAGUGGAACAUGUGGAUCCCAGGAUUUGGCUCUGAAGAAAUCCGACCCUACAAAAAAGCUUGCACCACAGAAGCUCACAAACAGAGAAUGGCAUUGAUCCGGAAAACAACCAAGAAAUAACACACGGAAAGGUCAGGGAAUGGACAGCAAUGUAUUUGGAGAUACUUGAGCUGAGAACUCAGCCAUCUCAUCCUUGGAUUUUUUUUUUUAAUGCUUUACAGAGAAGCAUAUAUUUUUUAUUAACAGUGCAGCAAUAUCUAUAAUGACUGAGAGGAUCUGCCAAAAGAAUAAAGCCUCCUACCCCAACUUCCAGUCCCUUUUCCCUGCCAUCUCAAAGAGGAGCAAUGUAUCUUCCAGAGAAGAUUUUAUUUGUGGUUUAUUAUAUAAGUGACUGAAUAUGGGACAAAGCAUUAUGGUCUUUUUGGGUAAGACAGUAUUAGCAGGAUUUGUAAAGGGUUUUGUUUCCUUCUCCCUUCCCCUUUUCCCUGUACUUUGUAAUGUCAGUGUUUAUAUGAAUAUGACUUUCAUUUGCUUUUCCAGAAUAAAGAAGUUAUUAAUCGAAA
Molecule: messenger RNA, 1536 nt
Organism: Pongo pygmaeus (Bornean orangutan)
Lineage: Eukaryota; Metazoa; Chordata; Mammalia; Primates; Hominidae
Gene: TAF12
Product: TATA-box binding protein associated factor 12
Exons: 7
Coding region: 452-1093 (213 amino acids)
Biological process (GO): RNA polymerase II preinitiation complex assembly; DNA-templated transcription initiation
Cellular component (GO): transcription factor TFIID complex; SAGA complex
Molecular function (GO): protein heterodimerization activity; TBP-class protein binding; DNA binding
Source: RefSeq, a predicted model, not a curated record